AUGGCCGUGGUUUCAAAACAUUCUCGCCCGGACCAGUGGCCCUCCGUUCGUCUCGCGCCGCUAGCCACUGAUACCUCCGGCACCUCUGGAUUGGCAUCGAGGCCAAGCAAAAUGGAUAUCGGUUACGUUUUAAACCAAGAAGUAACCCCAGAGUCUGAACAUGGGUCCAGGUUCGCUGGGCAUCCGAAAGUCAUUGGCUUCCCCAUCGCGCCGUCUUCGCAGUCUUCAUCACCGGGACCAACAUUCGGGCGAGCACCGCUCCCCGACGUGAGACCGCCUUCAUCGACAGGCUCGAUGAGUUCGCCUGAUGUUCCUCUUUCUGGACCAGAUCACCUCGCGAUGGCUGCAUCUAUGAGCAAACCAUCACCGGAGCACCUCGCGCAACGUGGAAGCUCCCCGGUGAAAGCUAAAAAGGUGACGAGGACGUAUAUCGAGGAGGUUUUGGCACAACGGGGCGAACCAAUGACGUCGCGUGAGAUCUGCAAGGCUAUAAUUGCCGACCUGAAGGUAGAGCUCGCGCCCCAGAGCGUGCGUAAGGAACUGUCUUGCUGUACGUUGCUGUUUUAA
Messenger RNA from Pseudogymnoascus verrucosus, 567 nucleotides. RefSeq lists its product as uncharacterized. The coding region runs from base 1 to 567 and encodes 188 amino acids. Lineage: Eukaryota; Fungi; Ascomycota; Leotiomycetes; Thelebolales; Thelebolaceae. The transcript has a single exon. The record is from RefSeq and is a predicted model, not a curated record.